AUGCCGAAGCCGAAAUCCAUGUGCUCUAUAGAGCUUCAUUGUACUUUAUGUCCAAAAAACCCAAAAUUUUCUGAUGUCUCGCACUUACUCACACACAUGUCAUCCAAAGGACACCUCGCUCAUCGCUUUAAACUUCAAAUUAGGUCACAGAGUGAAGUGGAAGCAAAAGAACGGCUCGAAAACUUUGACUUCUGGUACCAUAAGAAUAAUCUCGACUCAUUGCUUUCUGAUCGCUUAGCAACUAAGGAACAAAAAAAGGGAAGAAGGUUUCGGACAUCUUCAUGCUCCGUUUCUAAAAGUAGAAGAAAUUCACAAUCUGACAGACAAAAUUCUAUACCCGACGAGCAAAACUCUUUCCGGGCACCUAUCCCUCGAAUGCAUCUAUGGCCAACUGCCAUGGAUGAUGCAGAGAAUAUCAAUGACAAUAACUGGGAGUCUGACAUGCAUGAAACAAUCUCAAGUGAAGAAAUACCUGUUUCGAUACUUGCCCAAGAAUGCCCGGAAAACCUUGAUCCGCAACUCAAUGCUCUUUGGAGACCAACUAUGGAAGUAGAUGAGAAAAGUAUCGAUGAGUAUGAUCGUUUAACAGACUGUGCGAAGCUGAAGGGGGUUUUAUGGCCCGGAAUGGAUCUCUUUGAUUCUGCAACCCUGGAACAAAAAAGGAUGAGAAAUCAAAGAAAAGGCAAUGACGUUUUGGCAGAUAUGAUAUACACUUCAAGACAGGUAGAGCCGGCAGAAGUUAGCUAUCAUGCCUCUGGUGAAUUCAGAGCAUCUAGAGAUAUUUUUGGCCCACUUUCAGGAGAUGAUAGUCCAGUUAAGAAUCCAACACCAAAAAAGCGGAAACCAGUCCGAAAAGCCUCGGCUCUUGGAGAUUUGAGCACAAAUGCGCCGCGUAUACGAGCCACACGCGCCAAAAAGUGUCACAAACAAACCUCAUCUCCUAAGAAGCAUUGUGGUCUUGCGACAGUUCAGUUUCAACAAGGCUUGAAUCCUUUGACAACCGGGCUUUCGUGCAAUCGCAAUUUGCAGCCUACAACAGAGGAAGAUGAAGAGUUUCGCCUAACAUUAAGCGAGGCUAUGAACGGUAAAAAGCGUGUUUUCAGCAUCUUUCAGGAUACACCUGCAAACAGUCCCGAAGGUCGGACAGAGAGCCCUUUGCAAGAUCAUCAGUUUGACUUUGCAACUUCUUUGGAUCUAGAAGAUACGUUUGUUAAUGAUCGAACUAGCCGAAUUCAAGAACAAGCUAUUGGUCCCUUUUCUAGUCAAGUUGGCGUACUAUCCAAUAUUAUGCCGACAUCACCAAGUCCUAUUUCCAUUCCAUCGCAAAAUCAAUUUUUCUGUUGCAAGGAGAACUGCCGACCCGACACACAGACUACUUCUGCAGGCCCACGAAGUUUAUCCUCUUCUCAUGUCUAUUUACCGCAACUAUGUUAUGACCCAUUGAUGAACCCCCUUUAUCAUCAUGGUUAUUCUCGAUCAUAUUCAUGUGCCUCUCAAGUCAGCAAUCCUGAAAGCAAGUCUGUGAAAUCUCCUGCCUUUGAUGGUGACCUUCAGAUACCUAAUCCACUGGCCAAUUUCCAAGAUAACUUAAUUGGCUCUCAAAAAAAAACCGUUUCCGACCUACAGUACGAAUUAUGA
Messenger RNA from Blumeria graminis f. sp. triticale, 1638 nucleotides. NCBI's taxonomy places the organism in Eukaryota, Fungi, Ascomycota, Leotiomycetes, Helotiales, Erysiphaceae. The record is from the annotation of a GenBank genome assembly.